AUGAGGCUAUUGGGAACGCUCGCGACGUCUUGGACGCUCGUGCUAUCCCAUACUCAGGCACACCCUGGCUCCCAUAAGGCUCAUAACGAUAACAUCACGGUGACUUGGUCGACCGACCCACAGGUCGCUUGCCAGGUUGCACAUGGUUCCAACACCGUCUACAACUCUGCGAUUAUGGUUGGAGACACCAAUGUGACCACGCGACCACUACAGCUGUCGGAACUACAUUCGAAAGAGUCAAAUAUCACCGUUGAAACCAAACGCAUCAGCGCCAAUGUCAUCCGGGUACAGGUGGAAGCAAGAUCCGGGUACAUUGGAGCAGAAUUCACACUCACAUCCGGGAGCCACACGUACGGCGUAUGGAGCUACCCCUGGAACUCAUCGUUGAGCAAUGAGGGUGUUCAGUUUCCGCUCGCUGGCAUUGGCUUCAUCGAAGGCAUCAACUGGUGCAAUGCAAGAGCGCCCUUUUUCAUGACCAGCGACGGUUACGCAGUGUACAUCGACACACUGUCUAUGGGAUACUUCGACUUCAGCCGUCCAGAUAUAGCUAGUUUCGUGUUCAGCACUCGGUCCUUGACAUAUUACAUCAUACUGCCUGCGGAAGAGCACGACUACAAGUCGAUACUGAAGACUUACGCGGGCCUGAGCAAUACUGCAGAGCUACCUCCAGAUUCAGCCUAUGGUCCGGUCUUCUGGUCCGACGACUUCGAGCAGGACUUUCAUCCGGGUGUCACAAACGCCCAAGAGAACUAUUUCGAUGUCAUCGACCACCUUCAAGCGCUGCAGAUUCACGCCAGUGGCACUUUCGCAGACCGUCCAUACGGCACUGGGAACAUGAGUUUUGGGAACUUCGACUUCGAUCCGGUCUACUAUCCAAGCCCGAAGGACUUUAUUGCGAAUUUGACUUCUUCUGGCUUUGACUUCCAGGUAUGGGUAGCCAAUAGGGCUUUCGUGGACACCAGGCUUUACAAUGCUUCCAUAGCAAAUGGAUGGCUCUUUCCUUCCAUCAAUCCGAACGACAUUGCGGGCGUGGCUCUCAAUCUGAGCAUCCCAGAAGCGUAUGCAUACUUCAAGGAUCAGCUGUCUGUCUUUCCUGCACUUGGUGUCAAGGGGUUCAAGAUUGAUCGUGGCGAAGAGGGAGAAAUGCCAGAGCAUGAGCAGAAUCUCCAGAUGACAUUGUUCGAGAAACUCUGCCACGAGGUCAUGGAAGACCACUGGGGCAAUGACUACUACAACUUCGCGAGAAGCAUCGUCGAUCGUGCUCGGUCCACCACAGGUGUGUGGAAUGGUGACGCUCAUUCCAACUACACCGGGCUGGCUUACAGCGUCACAAGCGGUAUUCGAGCUGGACUACUGGGCUUCUCAAACUGGGGCUCCGACACUGGUGGCUACGUCCGAGAUUCUGGCGAUCCGGACGAGGAGCUCUGGGCACGGUGGAUGUGGUUCAGCGCUUUCUCGCCGGUAUACGAGAUUAUGGUCGGCACUGGUGCUACUCCGUGGUACCCACCAUACAGUCAACAGCUUGUGAACGUUUUGAAGAUGACCACGGAUCUCCAUCAUGAGUUGCUCCCCUACAUCAGAUCUUACGCCCACCAAGCUCACGUCAGCGGCUUGCCAAUCAUCCGCGCUGCAUUCCUCGAAUCGCCACAGGAUCUGCGGACGUAUAACUUGACCGACGAGUACUUCUUUGGCGAAGAAUUGCUGAUUGCUCCAAUUGUGACAAAGGGCGGUCACAGGUCAGUAUACUUUCCCAAGGGGUACACUUACGUCGACUAUUUCGAUCGAAGGAGCCGAUACGUUGGCGGAAGCACUGCUGAGCUGUCCAAGGAACUCUCCACGAUUCCCGCUUUUGUGCGUGCAGGCGCCAUCAUACCGCGUGGCGAUGUCGUACGAGCGAAUAAUGGGUGGACCACGGACUGGCGUCCGACUUUGACGAUCGAGCUGUAUCCCUCUGCAAGCGUGCGGGAGUCCUCGUUCUCGUACUAUAAUCCAGCUGAGAACGCCAGCGUUGUGAUUGACAUGGACUAUGACACGCAGUCUGGAUGCGUCACGGUGAAGUAUGGGUGCCUUAGACAUGAUGGCAGUCUGGUAGUGGUCGGUAAAGAUGAGAAUCAUGAGGCUACUAUAAGCCCGGCAGGUGGGGAGGCAAUUUUCUGUAAUGUGGUGAGCCUGUUUGACGAUUGA
This is a messenger RNA of Fulvia fulva, 2184 nucleotides long. RefSeq names its product Alpha-xylosidase. The coding region runs from base 1 to 2184 and encodes 727 amino acids. Lineage: Eukaryota; Fungi; Ascomycota; Dothideomycetes; Mycosphaerellales; Mycosphaerellaceae. The transcript has a single exon. Gene Ontology annotation, biological process: carbohydrate metabolic process. The record is from RefSeq and is a predicted model, not a curated record. Gene Ontology annotation, molecular function: carbohydrate binding; hydrolase activity, hydrolyzing O-glycosyl compounds.